Hermetia illucens (black soldier fly) is the source of this 445-nucleotide messenger RNA. Its product is annotated as cystathionine gamma-lyase-like. The record is from RefSeq and is a predicted model, not a curated record. Lineage: Eukaryota; Metazoa; Arthropoda; Insecta; Diptera; Stratiomyidae. The transcript has 2 exons. Gene Ontology annotation, biological process: transsulfuration. Gene Ontology annotation, cellular component: cytoplasm. Gene Ontology annotation, molecular function: cystathionine gamma-lyase activity; pyridoxal phosphate binding. The coding region runs from base 89 to 445 and encodes 118 amino acids.
GCCCAGAUCAGCGCUUUCAGUUGUAUACCGUUGUUGAUAGCACUACGAGGCGAAGGAAAGUUUUGAAAAUAAAAUAUAAUAAUUUCAAAUGGAGGAACCACCACGAUUUCGACAACGAUCAAAGGGAUUUGCUACGACGGCUCUUCACACUGGACAAGAUCCUGAACAAUGGAAGAGUCGCUGCGUUGUGACUCCCAUUAUUAUGAGCACCACAUUCGAGCAACCUUGUCUUGAUGAAUUUGGUGAAUUCAUUUACGGCCGAGAUGGGAAUCCAACUAGAAAUGUUCUUGAAAAAUGCUUGGCCCACCUGGACGGGGGAGAGUACUGUGUUACGUUUUCAUCGGGUACUGGGGCAGUCAUGGCUGUAGUGUCAAUGCUUAAGCCCAAGGACCACCUAGUUUGCAGUAGUGAUCUUUACGGUGGCACAACUUAUCUGCUGAGGUAA